AUGGGUGGUGUUACCGUUCGCGAUGUGGACGCGCAGAAGUUCAUUGCUGCCUACUCCGCUUUCCUGAAGCGUCAGGGAAAGCUCCCCAUCCCCGGCUGGGUCGACACUGUCAAGACCUCCGCCUCCAACGAGCUUCCCCCCCAGGACGCUGAUUGGUUCUACGUCCGCGCCGCCGCUGUCGCCCGUCACAUCUACAUGCGCAAGACCGUCGGUGUCGGCCGUCUCCGCAAGGUCCACGGUUCCACCAAGAACCGCGGCUCCCGCCCCGGCCACCACGUUGACGCCUCCGGUUCCGUUGACCGCAAGGCUCUCCAGGCCCUCGAGAAGAUCGGUGUCCUUGAGCACGAUGAGGACAAGGGUGGCCGUCGCAUCACUCAGUCCGGCCAGCGUGAUCUUGACCGUAUCGCCAAGACCACCGUUGACGAGGAGGAGUCUGAUGAGGAGUAA
Messenger RNA from Penicillium verhagenii, 447 nucleotides. RefSeq names its product 40S ribosomal protein eS19. Gene Ontology annotation, molecular function: RNA binding; structural constituent of ribosome. Bases 1 to 447 code for a protein of 148 amino acids. Gene Ontology annotation, cellular component: cytosolic small ribosomal subunit; ribosome. Gene Ontology annotation, biological process: translation; ribosomal small subunit assembly. The record is from RefSeq and is a predicted model, not a curated record. The transcript has 3 exons. NCBI's taxonomy places the organism in Eukaryota, Fungi, Ascomycota, Eurotiomycetes, Eurotiales, Aspergillaceae.